Molecule: messenger RNA, 1695 nt
Organism: Hyaloperonospora brassicae
Lineage: Eukaryota; Oomycota; Peronosporomycetes; Peronosporales; Peronosporaceae
Source: the annotation of a GenBank genome assembly
AUGGGGUGCAGCCAGUCGAAAGCGACAGACGUCGCCCGUCCUGCGUCCGUCCCCGGGGGGGAGCCUGAAGAGCUCCCGAAAGACCACAUUGCGCCAGCCAAUCACGGAGCCGACAAUACCACCAAUAGUGGAGACAAUACCACCAAUAGUGGAGACAAUACGACCAAUAGUGGAGACAAUACCACCAAUAGUGGAGACAAUACUACCAAUAGUGGAGACAAUACUACCAAUAGUGGUGCAGCGCGGGCUGAGGAGCAGGCGCCCGUGUGUGCCUCGAGGCCCAACGCCCUCGUGGCGCCGGAGAGUGUGGCAGUCGAUGUCCCCGCCAGCGUCCGCGCCAACUUUUCGUCCUUUAACAUUUCGUUCAUUGACGCGACAGUGAGCGCUCCAACGAGUGCAACGACAGAGCCAAACGUCGCGUCGGUGCGCGUGAUGCCGGACACGGCGCCGCGAGGGGACGACAAAGUGGGAGAGGGCGACCGGUUGAUGGCUGAGAUCGAAGAGGACCGCGUGGACGAGCCGCGUGGGGAGGAAGUGGCUCUGGAGGGGACAGUGAGGCGAGACGGAGACGUGCAGUUUGUGGACCGUGGAGGCAGUGGCGGCGAUGGGGAGAAGGAGACGACGAGUGGGGAAAGCAGUAGCGCUGUGGAGGCGUCUGGUGCUGCUGAAGUUGGAACAGCGGGGGCAGACGUGGAAGCAGUUGGUGUGGCGGAAGAGUCAGUGGAGGAGAUGGAGGAGGAGGAGGCUGUCGAGGUCGUGGAGAAGGAGAGAGCUGGUCAGUCGAGUGGAGAGAACGAGGUACUUGAGCUGGUUCAUGUGAAGACUGGGGUAGAGCUGGUGGUAGAGGAGACGACUGCAGAAGGUCUUGUGGAGGACAGAGGUGACUUACUUGAGGGAACGGAGGCUGCUGGGUCGUUUGAGGCACAGGAGCUUGUCGAGUCCCGUGUUGAGACGGAGGUGAAGUCGGUUGAGGAGAUAGAGGUCGCUGAGGCCGUCAAGGAAGAGGGGAUUGUUGAUACGGUUGACGAGGAGAAGGUCACUGAGGCCAGUGUGGACGAGGAGAUUGCCGUGUCAGUUGUUCAGGAGGCGUCGCAGGCGGUUGCGACGAACGUGUCUGAAGUGGUUGCGGUGGAUGAGCCUACUGAGUCGGUAAAGGAGGAGGAGGUCAGUGGUCUGGUGAGCGUCGGUGAAGUGGAGAAGGUCGCCGAGCUAGAGAAGGCCGAAGUGUCUGCUAUAGAAGAGAGCUCUGAGCUGCUAAAGGAGGAGCAAGCUGGUGAUGUUGGUGCAGGUCAUUCAGUUGAGCGAGUGGCGGAAGAGCCGAUUGUCGGGGGCGAGGACGAAGAGACCAUCGAGCCUGCUGUGAAGAAAGUCAUCGAAGUGGUUGUAGACGAGAAGACGAUUGAGCCAGUCGAGACCGAGACGGGUACUGACUCAAUCGAGCUUGCUGAAGCCGCUGCAAUUGGCGAGACGGCUGUCUUUGCUGAUGCGUCUGACGUUGCUAGAGAGGCUGAGGCUGUGACGCUUACCGCGCGAACGGAAGCCGUUGCCGAGUCUAUGACGGUUGUAGAGAAGGAGAAGACGAACGUUGGCGCUGCAUUGGAGGGCGCUGUCGAGGUACAGGAGGCCAAUGUCGAGCAAGUGGAUACCGAUGACAAACCCGCAUCUACUUCCAUCACGGAGACGAAGAGCAGCUAA